Molecule: messenger RNA, 1372 nt
Organism: Hippocampus comes (tiger tail seahorse)
Lineage: Eukaryota; Metazoa; Chordata; Actinopteri; Syngnathiformes; Syngnathidae
Product: probable N-acetyltransferase CML6
Exons: 2
Coding region: 153-911 (252 amino acids)
Molecular function (GO): N-acetyltransferase activity
Source: RefSeq, a predicted model, not a curated record
UUUGGAGGGAGGUGUAAGAGGGAUUUGUUUGGAGUAAUUUACAUCCCCUCUGUGAUUGGCUGAUUAGCCGUAGCUAAACUUUCGGGGCAAGCACAGCGUCGAGAAGUUCAUAGUGCACAGAAAACGUAGGAGAAGGAGAAAAAGGAGUCGUCAUGGCCCAGAAAAACAACCUCCAGGUCAACAUCAGGGAAUACCGACCCUCCGAUCAUGGUGUGGUCACAGAGUUGUUUGGUGACAGCAUCCGCGAGAACAUAUACCCGGCCUUCUUCAAGUCCAUGAGCCACUCUGACCACGUGGGUGUGGCACUAAGCAUCUCCAUGGCUGGCUACGUGCUUGGGGGCAGCUCCUACUUCCAGGCGCUGCUCUUCGGCGCGGCGUGGGCCGGGUUCAUCUAUUUCUGCUGCCACGAGAUCUACGAGGGCUACAUGCUGAGGAGGCUCAACACAGACAUGGCUGACAUCCAAGCCAACUACUUGGACAACCCAAAUAAUGGCUUCUGGGUGGCAGAGGCAGCAGACAGAGAACUGUCCAGGGUGGUGGGCAUGGUGGCGGUGAUUGGGCGAAGGGAAACAGAAGAAGGUGAGCAGCGUAACAACUUGAACGGCGGUAUGAGGACAGGAUCAUCGGCCGACGGGAGCGGCGAUAGCGGCAAGAUGUCCCACUUGGCUGUGGCGUUCCCGUGGCGUCGUAGGAAGGUGGGCUCCCACCUGACACAGCGGGCGUUAGACUUUUGUAAAGAACGGGGCUUCGCACGUCUUGUGCUGGAUGUCAGCUCGCCACAGACGGGGGCCGUCUCGCUUCUCCGAAAAAGUGGCUUUAUUCAGACGUCGACGCACAACGACACACACGCCAAUCGCUGGAUCUCCAAACUGGCCAGAAUCAGUGUGACACGCAUGGAGAAAAUCCUCUGAAAGACUCAAUGACUUCUUCCCACCUGGACUGUGCAGCACAUUAUUCUAAUUGCAUGAUGCAAAGCAACUUUAGUUGGUAGUUCCUCAUGUAGUGGCCUCCACUUGAAUAGAUAUCCGGCCAGACUUAAUUACUAGGUGUCAUGCACUUGACCAAAUAAACCCCUGUCCUCAAAUAGAUGCCUCCUUUUGUCUCGUCAAGAAGACAUGCAAAUGGUUGUAAUUACAUUUAGGUGUCACCUUGUGUCACAGUCGACUACCGAACCACAAACACUUCAAAGCAAACAUGCCUUGCGUUAAGCUGUAGUUGACCAAUGAAUUUAAAGAGAUAAAUGGCUUCAGUUUGCGGUGAUUAGCAAAAGUUGCUACGUUUGUGUGAUCUGAAAAAAAAAACAACAAAAGACCCAUUUCAUGUCCACUGGAGAGAGUUCCUCGCUGGAGGGAGAAAAAGAAAGUCAGCAAGA